AUGGCGACAACGGACAAGCAGAAGCGACGAAUGAGUCUCGGGAAACUGCUGGGCAAGCGCGACAAAGACUCGCAGCACAGCGCGCAACCGUCGAACAACAGCAAUGUCGCCGACUCGGCGUACGCGAGCAGCGAGAACGAACCGAAGAACUCGACGGCGUCAGAGAACGUCCCGGUCAGGAAUGAUGGCGCGAUUCCGGGCGUGUCGGAAGACAGGAGAUUGAAUCUGAACCAGAAGACGGGCGAUGUGACGGACGAGGAUACGGGUGAGGUCCUCACGACGGUCACGACUACGACGACGACGACAACUACAACCACGACGGUCGCGGGCAAGGAUGGGAAGAAAGAGACGAAGGUGCACACCGUACCCGGAGAGCCCGUGAUCCAGGAGAUGCCCGCAGACACCCAGCCGACCGUGCAGUCGAGUAAUCUGCUGAACCCGUCCACCUCAAACAAUGGCGCUCGAUCAGAUGCGUCCCAUACCCCUCCCCAAGCACCCAACUAUACACCCGAUGUCCCGCGCAGAAGCCCGAAUCGCAAGUCUGCAGAGCUGAGGUACAAUCCUUCGCGGGACACUUUCAACUCGAACAAUUUCAAUCCGAACUUUGACAAUCCUGUAUCGCCGGUGGAUGCUCAGAACUCGAGGCAUAACUUCAGCUAUCCGAGUAGAGGCAACUUGCGAGAAGACGAAGGCGCGCCGCGACAUUCUGGCACGAUUGACAGCUUGAAAUCCGCUGCGAUAGGUUUGCAUGGCGUCGGCGAAACCCUCCGCGGCACUAUCAACAACGAGCUUGACACCCGCUACUCCCGCCGCAACCCCGACAAGGCAGCUGCGGCGAACGCCAAAAACGCCGCCACCCUCACAGCCGGUCAGCGUGAAAUGGCCGGCUUGAGGCAGCAGCGCGGCCUUGGAACCACCGUCGCACCGGACCAGCAGAAAGACCUACCUUAUCUGCCACAGAAUCCAACAGGGACAUACCAUCCCAACUCACCUCCACCACAAGGCGGGAUGCCACCACCGGGACAAAGUCCAAACAUGACCGCGCUGCCUGAGAGAAGCUGGGAGAGGCCGCUUGGGCACGGGUAUGAUGGGGAGCAGACUUAUCCGCCGCCAGCGCCAGAUAGUGUGGAUGCGAGGAGUUACGAGACUGGGGAGAGCUAUGGGUAUCAGCAGCAGCCGGCGGCGGCGCAGUCGAGUAGUUCGGGAGGUGGGUUUGGGAAGGGGAUGAGGAAGCUUAUGAAGAGGAGGCCGUGA
This is a messenger RNA of Saxophila tyrrhenica, 1254 nucleotides long. RefSeq lists its product as uncharacterized. Bases 1 to 1254 code for a protein of 417 amino acids. NCBI's taxonomy places the organism in Eukaryota, Fungi, Ascomycota, Dothideomycetes, Mycosphaerellales, Extremaceae. The transcript has 2 exons. The record is from RefSeq and is a predicted model, not a curated record.